This is a messenger RNA of Capronia epimyces CBS 606.96, 834 nucleotides long. RefSeq lists its product as uncharacterized. The transcript is spliced from 3 exons. NCBI's taxonomy places the organism in Eukaryota, Fungi, Ascomycota, Eurotiomycetes, Chaetothyriales, Herpotrichiellaceae. The record is from RefSeq and is a predicted model, not a curated record. Bases 1 to 834 code for a protein of 277 amino acids.
AUGAGCUUCUACAUCUAUUCGCUGUCCACCGGGACAGCUGUAGUCUUUUGCUUCGACACGCCGCCCAUCUUCGAAACCAAUCUCAUUGACGUGAUGAACACCACUGGGAGUGAUCUGCCGACGGAGGCGUUGGCCUUCCUCCAAAGCUCCAUUGUGGGCGAGAUUGUCAGGCUGUAUGAUACAUCGGUUUGGACCCUUCGAGAUCAUAUCAGGCAGAUAGAAAAGGAACGGACUAUCACUGGUUUUCUGGACCGCGACCUGACUCCGCUCCACGACCUGGCGCGCCACAUCAUCCAUACGUGCGAAAUCCUCGCGGCUGCUGUGGACACCAUCGCCGAACUCGUUGGGGACUACAGGUCCAACUCUGGCAUUUCUUGCACAUGUCCCACUGGCGACGCCGCCGACGCCGGCGUAACCAAGAAGAAAUGUCCUCACAACGAAUUGGCGUUCUGGCUCAGGUUGCUGCGAAACUUUGGGCUUCGGGCAGAGUCUUUGAAGGCAAGGUUACUAAACGAAAUCAACCUGGGCUUCAAUGUCAUCGUCCAGCGGGAUGGAUCUUCCAUGAAGGCCGUGGCCGUGGUCACUCUUGCCGUGCUGCCAGCCACCUUUGUCUCGACUCUCUUCAGUAUGAGCUUUUUCUCGCAGGCAGAGGACAACAACACCGGCAAGUUGGUCUGGGUGGUUUCGGAUCAGUUCUGGAUCUACUGGGCCUUCGCCGUGCCACUGACCAUCGUGACAUUGGCAUGCUGGACAUACAUGCAGCACAGAGCAGAGUCACUGAAGAUGCUGAAAUCAUGGAAGGACCGGCUGGUAAAGAUGAUGAGCCAAAGGUAA